AUGUCGAGUGAACGGGAACAAAGGGAAAAGUUCAUAGGUGUGGCCAGUGGUUUGGGCAAUAAUGUCAAUAAUAUGAUCGGUGCUGGGACAGUAUGGAGAAUGGUUGGCUCACCGUGGAUAGCUUUACUGUUGUGGUUGGUCGGUGGAAUCGCGAGCAUUUGCGGCACGUUAACGUAUACAGAGUUGGGAGCUCAGUUUCAAAUUGGUGCUGGGGAGACGACUUAUCUGGAAUCCAGCUUCCCGAAACCCCAUCUACUCCUCAGCUACUCGUUUACCAUGGUGUACAUAAUACUAAUUCGACCCGCUGCAAUAUCGGCGGCGGCAAAUGUUUGCGCUCAAUAUUUGCUAUUUACUCUGGGAUUAAAUGGCAACGAAGACGACUUAUACAAAGAUUUUCAUCCUCAAUAUUUUAAUGGACGCAACUUUUGGAGACUCAAGUUGACUACAGUGGCAAUUAUUGCGUUGAUAGCCCUGUACCAUUCACUUUCCAACAAAUGGUCGAAUAGGAUCAACCAGGCGUUGGUUACGACAAAAGUCUUAACGGUAUUAACUGUUGUCGUACUCGGAUUAUCAUUCGCAAAAGCAUCGGUGGAGACGGAGAAAAAUAAAAACGUAAAUUGGGGCUCGUUUUUUCCCGAUUCAGCCAAUUAUCAGAACAUCAGCGCUACGGAAUGGAUUCAAAGGUAUAUAACCGCAAUGCUGACGAUUCUGUUUGCAUACACGGGCUGGAAUAAUCUCAAUUAUCUUACUGAGGAAUUUGAUAGGGGAAAAUCCUCUAAAAAUCUCCUGACAAGUAAUGCAGGAGCAGUCGGGAUAGUCACAGUAUUAUAUCUGCUGGCUAAUCUCGCUUACACGGCGGUACUGAACGUUACCAGCGUAACCGGAAAUGGGUCGGGGUCGAAUCCUAACGAAAUUAUAGGCAUUUAUUUCGUCGCACAAAUCGCCCAAAAAAAUGUUCCCUUAACUGAAAUCAAAGAAGCGCGUGCGUUGAGUUUUUUCAUCGCUCUCAGUGCUUUCGGUGCUAGUGCUGUGUUGAUGCAAAGUGCUUCGAGAGUGGUAGAUUUAGCAGGCCAGCACAAAUACGUCCCAUUGAUUUCUAAGUGGUUGACUGGGUGGAAUGGCAAUCUAGGGACGCCCGUAAAUUCUUUUAUCGCACUCUUUGCUUGGUGCUCUAUAUUGACCUUGAUAGCUCCAGGCAACAGUCCAUUCGAAUUUUUAGUCAAGAUCGAGCAAUACGCGGAGUACUUUUUCUUCCUCCUCGCAGCUAUUGGUGCAUUGGUAUUACGAAGGAGAAAUAGAGAGCAAGAGAUACUUACAUAUAGAGCACCUUUAACUGUCAUAAUUCUUUUUAUUUUGUUCGCGUUGGCGAUUGUCAUCCUCUCGUGGGUGCCACCAAAGAGUGAAUCAUCUGAAUCUGUCAAUACUUAUGCCGCUUAUGGUACUAGCCUCGGAGUUAUGAUUUUGACUGGUGUGCUAUGGCAAUUUAUGAAAGGCGGAUUUACACGUGGCGGCAAUGAGAGCGAAAAAACAGAUACGGAACAUGGCCCCCCCGUUUGA
Messenger RNA from Paraglomus brasilianum, 1557 nucleotides. The record is from the annotation of a GenBank genome assembly. NCBI's taxonomy places the organism in Eukaryota, Fungi, Glomeromycota, Glomeromycetes, Paraglomerales, Paraglomeraceae.